AUGAGCAUUGCAUGACUGUGUGAAAGGUAGUUUAACACGGAAGAGCUGCAAGAUAACAUCUGAGCGCAGAAGAGAGGAGCAAAAAAUACAGGAUUAAGAAAACUCACUCAAAGGAGCAACACUUUUUCAUCAUAAUGGAAAUCCAUGAUAUGUCCUCAAUGAAACUAACUAGUCGACCAGAGCUGUUUGAUUUUGAGGGAAUUUCUAUGACCCACUACUUCACUGACAACUGGGAAAAGGUGAAAAACUUUCAGGCAAGACCUGAUGACAUUCUAAUCGCCACUUACCCUAAAGCAGGUACCACCUGGGUUUCUUAUAUACUUGACCUUCUGUACUUUGGUAAUGAUGCUCCAGAGCGCCAGACUUCCCAGCCUAUUUAUAUGAGAGUGCCAUUCCUGGAGUCGUGUAUUCAAGGGAUACCAUCAGGAACACAACUGGCUGAUGAUCUGCCCACUUCUCCUCGCCUCAUCAAAACUCAUUUACCUGUUCAGCUUGUGCCUAAGUCCUUCUGGGAGCAGAACUCAAGGAUUGUAUAUGUAGCACGGAAUGCGAAAGACAAUGCAGUUUCCUAUUUUCAUUUUGAUCGAAUGAAUAUGGGAGAACCUGAACCAGGAGAUUGGAACACAUUCUUUCAGACAUUUAUGGAGGGAAAGAGAGUAUUCGGUCCUUGGUAUGACCAUGUCAGUGGAUGGUGGCAGAAAAAGCAAACAUAUUCUAACCUACUGUAUAUGUUCUUUGAGGAUAUGGUUGAGGACACAGGCCGUGAGGUGGCGCAUUUGUGUUCCUUCUUGGGUUUGUCCACUUCAGCUGAACAGAAGGAGAAAAUAACAAAAGGGGUUCAGUUUGAUGCCAUGAAACAUAACAAGAUGACAAACUAUUCUACAAUCCCAGUCAUGGACUUCAAGAUCUCACCCUUCAUGAGGAAAGGUAAAGUUGGAGACUGGAAAAACCAUUUCACUGUGGCACAAAAUGAACAGUUUGAUGAGGUCUACAAACAGAAGAUGAAGAACACCACUGUCAAGUUCCGCACUGAGAUAUAAAACUACAGUUCUGUAUAUUUACCCAGCAUAAGAGUUUAAUGAUAAAUAAAUAAUCAAAUGGCUAACAAAACUUUUGAAAAUCUACAUAUUUAAUUUGACAGAUGGUUUACAAUGAUUAAAAGACUUUUUUUUUAAAUACUAAGAAACGUAAUUUAACUUCAGUUCAUAUCAGUUUACACAGUGCAUUUUUUGUUUAAUUGUUUGUUCUUGUUUUACAUUUACAAAUGUGGAAAAAAGUUGAAUCAGUAAUAUUAAGCACUUUACACAAUAUUCAUUUUAACACAUUAUUCACAUUUUGUUUGUUGUGCUGUCAAUGCAGACUUCUGCUAUUUAAACACACUAACAAAUCAUUUAUUGAUUGUUUGUCCAUUUUUUCAUGUUUUUGCAGUACUCAAUUAUUGAAAUUACUUAUCAUUUGUAAAAGUUAUAAAUGUUUGCGAAUCAUUCUGUGCCUUUAUGGACAUUUGACUUUUAGCUACUGUAACAACAUUUGUGUUUAGGUAAAAACAUGAUAACACA
Messenger RNA from Puntigrus tetrazona (Sumatra barb), 1559 nucleotides. RefSeq names its product cytosolic sulfotransferase 3-like. Gene Ontology annotation, cellular component: cytoplasm. Lineage: Eukaryota; Metazoa; Chordata; Actinopteri; Cypriniformes; Cyprinidae. Gene Ontology annotation, molecular function: sulfotransferase activity. The record is from RefSeq and is a predicted model, not a curated record. Gene Ontology annotation, biological process: sulfation. The transcript has 8 exons. The coding region runs from base 135 to 1040 and encodes 301 amino acids.